GAACACUCUUACUCGUUAAUACUCAUGAAUAUUCUAAGGCACAAAUUAAAGAGAUGGCAAAAGUCUUGUCUUUUUAGUAAUUUGUAAUAAUAUUGUAAUAGUUAGCUGUUUGGGUGAAAUUUUUAAUAAGUUAGAGUUAAAUACCUAUAUCCCAAAAUAAAUAUGAUGCAAUUCAUGCUAUUAUUUAGUCGGCAAGGAAAGUUGAGGUUGCAAAAAUGGUAUGUUGCUCAUCCAGAUAAGUUGAAGAAGAAAAUAACAAGAGAAUUGAUAACAACUGUAUUAGCUCGGAAGCCUAAAAUGUGUUCAUUUUUGGAAUGGAAGGAUGUGAAGGUUGUCUAUAAGAGAUAUGCAUCACUGUAUUUCUGCUGCGCAAUGGAACAGGAAGACAAUGAGCUCUUAACAUUAGAGCUUAUCCACAGAUAUGUUGAGCUUCUUGACAAAUAUUUUGGGAGUGUUUGUGAAUUGGAUAUAAUAUUCAACUUUGAGAAAGCAUACUUUAUCCUUGAUGAGCUGGUGUUGGGUGGUGAGUUGCAAGAGACAAGCAAGAAGAAUGUUCUGAAGGCGAUAGCUGCCCAGGAUCUACUGCAAGAGGACGAAACUGUGGACGCUGCGCUUCGAGAAUACGGCCUUCUAUGAAGUCUGCGUGACGAGUGCACUUGGACGCAUUAUAGAAAUGGACAGAGAAGUGUUAAGUAUGGUUGUAACACAGACACUGACAUUGACGUUGACAUCGUUCUAUAUAUUGUUAUUUUCAAAAUGGCACUAGUUGAAUCUUAUUUUUAAGUUUCGUUUUCGAUAGUACCAGAAUGCUUAAACAUAUUGUAGCUUUCUUUCCCACUCUAGUGCCAAAGCAUUUAAACAUAACCAAGAGACUCGCAAAAGGCUAAACAUUUAAUUUUUUCUUACUUUUUUUGUAUAUUCUGCAAGAAUACGAGCGUGGGGUGUACUUGGUGGUACCUACGUGGUCAUCCGAGCUCAAAAUGUUACUAAUGAUGCAUGCGAUGCCAAAACAACUACAGGUGAAACACGCUUUGAAUGACACCUCCCUGCUCAUAACCUCCAUGCUUGAAGUAAAGAAUAAAAAAAAAUUCGGACAUGCCUUAUUAUAUUUGCAACACAAUUUUUUAACGUUUGCUUAAUGAAUGCUACAAGAACAGAAAUAACGAAUAUUAACUAAGAUUGUAUCUAAGUCCCUUAAUCGAAUUUGCUAAAGCUGUCAGUGAAUGUAGAUAGUAAUCCCAUUAUGUAUCUACUUGUACGAUAAAAAGAAACAUUCCUAAACUAAAACAUUAAAUCUAGUUUAAAGCACUAGCCAAUUAUGUAAAUGGCAUAAGGAGCUAAUUUUAAAAUUAUAGUGGUAUAUUAUUCUGUAGUAGGUAAUAUAUCAUUAUGGCCCGUAUCUGAGAAUGUUUUACGCAAUGUAGGGUGACAUUCUAUUCACCAUUUGCAGUGAGACACGCUUUGAAUCUGUAACACUUUCUGAGAUACGGGCCUAUUUUGGUCGUCAGCGAGUGAUCGUUUGUACUGCUCACUCUGUGGGUACGAUGAACGUAGACGUCUAUUAAUCUUAGAUCUAAAAUCUUGUGUCUCGGUGUUUGUUACCAAACUCCUCCCUCCCUAAAUGAUAAGGGUGACCCACCCCUAAAUAUAUUUUAUUUAUUUUUUUGACAAUUUAUUUUAUUUUAUUAUGAUUCAGCAUUGAAAAAUAGAUUUUCAAUUUUGAUACAACUUCAAAUUUUCGCCCUUCUACGAUCUACAACUAUUUUUAACCGACUUCAAAAAGGAGGAGGUUAUCAAUUCGAUCGUUAUUUUUUUUUAUAUAUGUACACCGAUUACUCUGAGAUUUAUGAUCUGAUUUACGUAAUUUUUGCAGAAUAGAUGCCAUUUGGUCCCAUAAAAAUUUUACAUAGUUUGGCCCAGUAGUUUUCAUUUUAUGAAAAUAUUUGUUUACCUCGAUGAUAUAAUUGUUUUUGUGUACGGCUUUUUAAUGAGUUUUCAUUCAGGUUGAUUAUAUAUUAUUAUUAUUAACUGACACUAUAAAGUAAAAAAAACUACGUUUAAAAAACCGCCUUCAAAAACUGAAAAUUUUCAAAUAACUAAAAAUUUAAUUUAAUACACUUUAACCUUUAAUAUUAAUAAAAUACUAUUAUUUGUAUGUGCUACACAUUGAUAGGUUUGAAGUCGGUGCCAAGCCAAAUGUAAUAGUAAGUACUUACACUCGCCACGCGUGAUUUUGAGCGGGAUAGCUUCGUCUAGAACAAAACAACCCAAGCGGACAGACACGCGAUGCUAGACAACCUUAAUAAUUACAGUUAGUAAGCUGUUUAUAAUAUUACGUUUUAUUUUGUUUAGGGCUUGGCACCUAAUUAAAACCUAUCAAUAGGUAGCACAUAUAAAUAAUAGCAUUUUAUUAAUAUUAAAGGUAAAGGUGUAUUAAAUUAAAUUUUUAGUUAUUUGAUACUUUUCAGUUUUUGUAGCCGGUUUUUUUAAACGUAGUUUUUUUUGUAUCCCGAUUUUUAUAUUAUUCUGUUCCAUCCGCUAUAGGGUUGCAAGAUGGCAAUCGAAUACAAUUUUUAGUACGAUAUAAAUAGGACAGGAGAAUCGGUUGCAUCUAUUUUUUAUACCCCAAAUUUUAUUUUAAAUUACCCACUUUAUACGGCAAUACUACGUUUGCUGGGUCAGCUAGUAAUAAUAUAUAAAAAUCCCAACUUAGUAAGUUAAAAAAUUUGUUAAUUGUUAUGAUUUUGUAUUUAGUCAUAUAUUUUAUUUAUAUAGAAUUUGUUGAUAACUCUUUAAAUGAAUUUACCAUUAUUUUAUUGUUAUUUACAAAAGUUAACUUAUUUUUUUAUUAUUAAAUUAAUUUUAUGUUCAGAUUUAUUUUAUUUAAGUAAGUAUCUAAUCUUGAAUCUCUUGAAGUACAAAUCUAAACAUUAGGCAUAAAAAUUUGAAGAUCAUUUAGAACUAUAUUAAUGAUUCUAAAUUCUGAUCCACUUAUUCAUUACCAAGUUUGUGUUAGGAUAUAUUUUGUGUAAGUACGUAUAAAAAGUUUCUAGUACACGACGUGUGUUACAAAGACAAUUUUGAAUAUGGUUUAUAAUAUAACAGAUUAAAGAAAUGUGUUUACCCAACAAGUAGGUACCUACAUUAGUGCCAGCGGGUGCUAAUAGGGCUGUAUGCUAAGCUUAUUAAUUAUAUGUCUAGAUAGUCUCUUGCUGUUAGGCAACCGAUAAAAACAGGCCAGGAAUAUAAGAGUGCGUGAUAAGCUACGUCACAAAUCCGCGAUUUGUAUGACACUUUGUUAGUGUGCGUGAAUUACUCAAAAUAAAAGCUUUAUUAAGUGCUAAA
Leptidea sinapis is the source of this 3345-nucleotide messenger RNA. RefSeq names its product AP-1 complex subunit sigma-2 (gene AP-1sigma). The coding region runs from base 163 to 636 and encodes 157 amino acids. Lineage: Eukaryota; Metazoa; Arthropoda; Insecta; Lepidoptera; Pieridae. The record is from RefSeq and is a predicted model, not a curated record. Gene Ontology annotation, cellular component: intracellular membrane-bounded organelle; membrane coat; AP-1 adaptor complex. Gene Ontology annotation, biological process: vesicle-mediated transport; intracellular protein transport. The transcript is spliced from 5 exons. Gene Ontology annotation, molecular function: clathrin-cargo adaptor activity.